AGCGUGUUUCCGGCCGGAGGUGUGAGUAUCGCACCCCAUAAGAAGCGAGGACCGACACACGCCAUUGUAUGAAUUUGUGGCAUUCGAGUGUUUUUCGUUUCGUUUUAUAAAGCUUUUAUGUGCCGGUAGAUUUAACAGUCCACUGUUAAAUCAUCGACUCCCGUUUUUAAGGACAAACGUUUUAUUUAUAAGUAGCGACAUGGCAUCAGAUUCGUGGGCCCAGGCUGUCGAUGAACAAGAAGCCGCAGCGGAAUCGAUAGGCAGCUUGCAAAUAAAUGAAAAAGAUGACAAGCUGAAAGCUGAAGCAAAUGGGGCAAAAACAGAAGGAGACGGAGAGAAGACCGAAGACGAUGAUAAAGACGACAAGGCAGCACAGUCACUACUGAAUAAACUGAUCCGCAGUAAUCUAGUAAACACCACCAAUCAGGUUGAAGUCCUUCAGAGGGAUCCGAGCUCUCCGCUGUACUCCGUCAAGUCCUUUGAAGAGCUACGAUUGAAACCUCAGCUGCUUCAAGGAGUGUAUGCCAUGGGUUUCAACAGGCCAUCCAAAAUCCAGGAGACCGCAUUGCCCAUGAUGCUUGCAGAACCUCCACAGAAUCUCAUCGCUCAGUCUCAGUCAGGCACGGGUAAAACGGCUGCCUUUGUGCUGGCCAUGUUGAGUCACGUGGACCCUGAUAACAAAUGGCCUCAGUGUCUGUGUGUGUCCCCCACAUACGAGCUCGCCCUACAGACGGGCAAGGUCAUCGAGCAGAUGGGCAAAUUCUACCCUGAAGUCCAACUAGUGUAUGCCAUCAGAGGAAACAAAUUGGAGCGGGGAACAAAAUUACAAGAACAGAUCGUGAUUGGCACUCCUGGUACUGUUUUGGAUUGGUGCCAGAAGCUUAAAUUCAUCGACCCCAAGAAGAUCAAGGUGUUUGUCCUGGAUGAAGCUGAUGUCAUGAUCGCCACACAGGGCCACCAAGACCAGAGCAUUCGAAUCCAGAGGAUGCUUCCUAAAAGUUGCCAGAUGCUGCUGUUCUCGGCGACAUUUGAGGAAACCGUUUGGAACUUUGCGAAGAGGAUCGUUCCUGACCCCAACAUCAUUAAACUCAAGCGUGAGGAGGAGACUCUGGACACCAUCAAGCAGUACUACGUCAUCUGCAACAGCAAGGAGGAGAAAUUCCAGGCUUUGUGCAACAUCUACGGUGCCAUUACUAUCGCACAGGCCAUGAUCUUCUGCCACACCAGGAAAACCGCGGGGUGGCUGGCAGGAGAGCUGUCCAGGGAAGGCCACCAGGUGGCGCUGCUCAGCGGAGAGAUGCAGGUGGAGCAGAGGGCGGCGGUCAUCGAACGUUUCCGUGAUGGCAAGGAGAAAGUUCUCGUUACCACUAAUGUCUGCGCUAGAGGUAUUGAUGUGGAGCAAGUUUCAGUCGUUAUCAACUUCGAUCUGCCGGUGGACAAGGAUGGCAACCCUGACAACGAGACGUAUUUGCACAGAAUCGGGCGUACUGGACGAUUUGGCAAGAGAGGGCUGGCGAUCAACAUGGUGGACAGCAAAUUUAGCAUGAACAUCCUCAAUCGCAUCCAGGAGCACUUCAAUAAGAAAAUCGAGAAGCUGGACACGGAUGAUUUGGAUGAAAUCGAGAAAAUCGCCAACUGAGCGUCCGUCUUCAUUGUUCUGACAGGACUGUGCUCGCGCGACAUUUUAAUUCGGAGGCUGGAAGCAGAGCUGUGCCAGAGAGGAUGUUUACAUGUGGAGCAGUUUUAUCUCAGAUGGUGUUUUUAUAGGUUUUGUUUAAUCACAUUUCACUCUUUGUACUUCUUAAUAAAUUGUGAAUGUCUAGUCUUAACGUCACGUGUACGAGAAUGCUACAGCGGCGGGAUGGUCUGGGAUAGUGGCACGAGGAACGUGCCUUUCGAUAUCAAGAGUUUCAUCAUGAACCUUUUAAAUUGACUUUUAACAACCUGCCUUUACACAAAAGUGUGGGGAAAAAUAACACUGACUGUUAUAUUGAUUUCUAACAUGGGACUCCAAACCAAGGACUCAUAACCGCAGAUGAGAUUUUUGUGAACUUUCUAUAACAAGUGUGCUACGCUUCAUGAGCAUUUUCAGUCACGUUUGUGUUUCAUGAAAUCUGGGUGCAGCUACGUUUGAUUUUUCUGUGACGCUCCAGACGAGGAGUCCAAAUGCAGGGUUUAUUUAAGAGGAGAGGUUGCUGUUAUUGUGUUUUUACAUUCAUAAUACUCAAUACCUCAUUGCUACAGAAGGGAUGCUGGCAGUUAUUGGCUCUGAAUUCAAAACAAACAUUGCCAAAGUCCUUUCAUUGGUAUGAAAUUAUGCAAAAGCCAAAGAUUUGUGCCUCCAUUGGAUUCGCCAGUAUUUAACGUGGCAUCAUUGUGUACAAAUAUUGUCAUACAUAUUUAAUAAGUACAAAGAGUGAAUUGUUGCUAUAUUUGACAGAUGCAGUGUAAAGAAAGCAGAUGUGUCACGGCAUUCGUCGUCAGAGUUGUUUGUUUUCUCAGUAACAGACUGCACUGAAUUGCGAACAAUCAGGUUCGAGUACACAAAUGCAAGUGAAUUAGUAACCGCAGAAGGCUGUGCCACAUUCCCAUUUGCAGCCGUCUUAAAAAUGUAAAAGGCAGAUGCUCUACAAUCUCACUGUAUUCUUCAGGGUAGCCAUUGCAAAUGAUUAUUUUAUAUUAUGGGACGUUUUAAUUUAACCAACCGACACUGCACUCGGCUCCAUUAUAUAUGCAUUAUAGACGUAUAUUUUAUUCACUGGCUUGUGCGUUGUUGUGAGGUUGGGGUAAAGUGUGUCAGUCGCAGCGUUGAAGGGAAGACUUCUUUUUGUUUUGAUAAAGAAAUACUGAUAUCUCCUGAUGCCUUGUUCAUUUUCUCAGUUUGGUUGAAGCGGUCUAUCAUAGCUGUUAUAAUGAUAUUAAAUAGAGGGUUUUAUUUUUUGCCAUUUUUUCUUGCAAACAAAUUUAUGUGAAAAUCUAUUAAACUAAAGGACUGUCUAGAAACCAACACUUGAUCUGGUGUCACGUCAGAUAAUAAAUGGACUUGUCUAUUAUCAAACACAUUCCUGCAUAAUCAUUGCAUUUCUACAUUUUUAGUAUGUGACUGAAACACCCAUAAUGCUUGAGGACAAUUCAGUGAUGACGUUUCCACAGCAGCACAAGGCUGCCCAUAGUCAUUUGUCAUGUCACCUCAAUUAUGUUUUUGUAACAUUACUCUCAUUCAUUCAUGUGAAAAAUGUUUUGAUCAUUUUUUUCAACAAACAUGCACUUACAGCUGACAAAUCAGCCUUUUGAAAUUAUUAAUAAUGUCCGUAUUUCACCUCAACUGAAUGUUGAUGACAAAAAAGUAUGUAUCUCUUUGAAAGUGCUCUGUUAUGAGUGUUUGGAGCAGAUCGGUGACCGUCUGGACGUUUCGGGAGGAAUGCUUGCCGCGGAUCUUGAUAAAACUGUUUAACAAAUCCAGCACCUCUCAGGUCUGCUGCAUUUGUGCUGAUAUUGAUGUCUGAAUGAUGUGUGCUAGAAUAAAACUACAAAUCCAAGUA
Labeo rohita (rohu) is the source of this 3542-nucleotide messenger RNA. RefSeq names its product DEAD-box helicase 19b (gene ddx19b). Gene Ontology annotation, biological process: poly(A)+ mRNA export from nucleus. Bases 200 to 1639 code for a protein of 479 amino acids. The record is from RefSeq and is a predicted model, not a curated record. Gene Ontology annotation, cellular component: nucleus; cytoplasmic stress granule. Gene Ontology annotation, molecular function: RNA binding; ATP binding; RNA helicase activity. Lineage: Eukaryota; Metazoa; Chordata; Actinopteri; Cypriniformes; Cyprinidae. The transcript is spliced from 12 exons.